AUUUUAUUGACAUCUAUGUGACGGAUCAAUCACAACAUAAGCAACAGGAUUCGAGUGAAGUUACUUAGUCUCAACAACCAGGAGAAACAGUUUUUUUAUAAUCAACCUCUAUGGUACUUAAUACACAUGUACGAGCAACAAACAUCUAAAGCCUUUAAAUAAUUCUGGGGUCCGUUGCACUGGUAAUUUCGUUGCUGUCUGCCAACAAUAAUGAUGGACUACCGCGGCAAUGAUCCGGGAGCUGUCCAAUAUGGAAAUUUCAUAAACUACUACCAAUUCAAUUCUGCUGAGGAGCGGAUAAGACUGUUACCUGACGACGUAUGGCUUUCCCACACAUCAGUAAAGAACAAUGAACCCUAUCUAAUCCUCGACGUAGGCUGCAAUUCAGGGGCUGUCACAUGUCUCCUCCACGACUUCAUUGCAAAGCACACGAAAAGAAAAGUUUGUGUUCUCGGCAUAGAUAUAGACCCCAUUCUUAUUGAACGCGCGGUUGAAUCGAAUUCAAAUGAGAAUGUAACGUACAAAUGCUUGGACAUCAUGAACGAACAAAAAACACGUUGUAUAUCCGACUUCCUAGCUAAAUACGGCCAAACCAGUUUCGACGCCACGUUCUGCCUCUCGAUAACUAUGUGGAUUCACAUCAACAACGGUGAUGAUGGGCUGAAGAGUUUCCUUCGAAAGUGUGCGAGCAUAACGACACUCCUCGUAGUGGAACCCCAGCCGUGGAAAUGCUAUCAAGCGGCGGUCAAAAGGUUUCGUAAGGCUAGAGACGUAUUCACCCACUUUGUUGACCUACAGUGGCGGACUAAUGUCGAGGAUGAAAUUCAGGCAUAUUUGCAGCGAAGCCUCAGCUGCACCAAAAUCUACGAAGCAGAACCGACUAAAUGGAAAAGAAAAAUUUGCAUUUACCACACAAACAAAUAAAACCUACUUUUAUUAAAACUUUA
Hermetia illucens (black soldier fly) is the source of this 947-nucleotide messenger RNA. Its product is annotated as probable RNA methyltransferase CG11342. Gene Ontology annotation, cellular component: cytoplasm. The record is from RefSeq and is a predicted model, not a curated record. Lineage: Eukaryota; Metazoa; Arthropoda; Insecta; Diptera; Stratiomyidae. Gene Ontology annotation, biological process: miRNA metabolic process; negative regulation of pre-miRNA processing. Gene Ontology annotation, molecular function: O-methyltransferase activity; RNA methyltransferase activity.